UACCAAGGGGUCAGCAUUUUAGAGCCUAGAUAGCAUUUAGAAUUUUAGGUCUAGCACAAACUCACUGAGAAGCCUAGGAAAAUAGAUCCCUCAGGAUCCCGUAUUGAGUAUGUAUGUGAAAUAUCUAAUUUAAAAGUGGGGUCCAGCUAAUCUGGGUGUGAUGGCAUAUGCAUGUAAUCCCAGCACUUGGGGAGGCUGAGGCAGGAAGAUUACAAGUUCAAGCCCAGCCCAAGCAACCUAGUGACUGAACAAGAGCUUGUCUCAAAAUAUAAAAAGGACUGAAGGCUUUGGGUUCGAUGUCCAGUAAUGGGGAAAAAAAAAAAAAAAAAAAAAAAAACCACUAAUUCGUAUCUUUACUUCAUUCUGGGCUAAUCAAAAUCAGUUGCCUUUGGACUGGUUUGGCCUAUCUGGCUUCAAUGCCACUUGACUCUGGUCAACCCCCAGACCUGAGGGAAUGGAGAGAAAGUUGCUGGGCUCUGCAUGCAGACAUCUCUCUUUGGCUAGAGGGCAUGGGCAAUGUCUUCCAGAGCACAGCUGUUUCCAUGCAGCUGUUAAGGCCCAAGCAGGCACAGCAGCUGCCAGCCAUUAGUGGGGACAGCUGGACUCCCCCAGCCUGGGCUGUGGGACUGUCUAGUGCGGUGACUAUUUCUUCCCAUUGUCUUUGAUCAAACUGGGCUGGGUGCAAGGUUUGUCACAAACAGGAAACAGAAUUGGGUGGGGUGGGAGGAGAUGGCAGGUUGGUAUUUGGUGGUUGUUCUUGCCUUACCCUCAAGGCCCAGGUGCAGAUUGGAAACCAAAUUAAUCGAAUCUGGUUACGCCUUUGGCUGGGAGUGGGGAAGGACACCCCUUGACACUUUAGCCCUCAGGGCCCCACAUCUCUGCACCUGCUUGGAUGGUUAUCCAGUCUCAGAAAGAAGCUGGAGUGUGUGUGUGUGUUGUGUGUAGAUACACACAAAGCUCCUCGUGGCAGGUGGUCCCCGGUGACAGAGCCUGGGGGGUGGGGGGCCUAUAUCCAGAACCCUAUGCCCAGCCUCAAAAGAACAUCUGUCGGAAUUCCUUGCUCCUGGCCUCUUGGUUUGAGCAGGCCAUCCAGGAAGCCAGCCGGGUCAUGCAAAGCAAGCAGUUUGCCAUCAGACGUUUCCAGUCCUUGCCAGUGAGGCUGCUGGGCCACAGCCCUGUGCUCCGAAACAUCACCAAUUCCCAAGUGCUGGACCGCUGGAGGACGAGCGAGGUGGCAGACAGAGCUGUCAGCAGCCCUGGGGAAGACAAGGAGAAUGAGGGAUUUGUUUUCAAGAUGCCAUGGAAGCCUACACAUCCCAGCUCUGCUCAUGCCCUGGUGGAGUGGGCCAGCCGCAGAGAGGCCUUUACUCAGAGGCCAAGCUCGGCCCCCAACCUGAUGUGCUGCACUCUGGAAAGGAAGAUGGAAGUGGAGGAGCUGAGCCCCAUGGCCCAGUCUCACUGCUUCUCCCUGAAUGCUGCUGAGGGGGCUGCCGAAGAAGACGACGGAUUUGUGGACAUCCUGGAGAGUGAUUUAAAGGAGGAUGAUGCAGUCCCCCCAGGAAUGGAGAGCCUCAUUAGUGCUCCAUUGGUCAAGACCUUGGAGAAGGAAGAGGAGCAGGACCUCGUCAUGUUCAGCAAGUGCCAGCGGCUCUUCCGCUCACCAUCCAUGCCCUGCACAGUGAUCCGGCCCAUCCUCAAGAGGCUCGAGCGGCCCCAGGACAAGGAUAUGCCUGUCCAGAGAAAGCGGAGGAGGAGUGUGACCCUCCCGGAAGAGCAGCAACAGCCUGGGGAACCCAAAGCCCGGGUCCUCCGCUCAAAGUCCCUGUGUCACGAUGACAUUGAGAGCAUUCUGGACAGUGACCACCGUGGACUCAUUGGCGAUUACUCCAAGGCCUUCCUCCUACAGACGGUGGAUGGCAAACACCAAGACCUCAAGUACAUCUCUCCAGAAACCGUGGUGGCCUUGCUGAUGGGCAAGUUCAGCAACAUUGUGGAGAAGUUUGUGAUUGUAGAUUGCAGAUACCCCUAUGAGUAUGAGGGCGGGCACAUCAAGACUGCAGUGAACUUGCCCCUUGAACGAGAUGCUGAGACCUUCCUGCUGCAGAGCCCCAUAACACCCUGUAGCCUGGACAAGAGGAUCAUACUCAUUUUCCACUGUGAAUUCUCGUCAGAGCGUGGGCCCCGCAUGUGCCGAUUCAUCAGGGAACGUGAUCGCGCAGCCAAUGACUAUCCAAGGCUCUACUACCCCGAGAUGUACAUCCUCAAGGGCGGUUACAAGGAGUUUUUCCCACAGCAUCCGAACUUCUGUGAGCCCCAGGACUACCGGCCCAUGAACCAUGAGGCCUUUCGGGAGGAGCUGAGGACCUUCCGCCUCAAGACGCGCAGCUGGGCUGGGGAGCGGAGCCGGCGGGAGCUGUGUAGCCGGCUACAGGACCAGUGAGGCACGGGCACUGGCCUCGCCACUUUCCUUGCCUUGCAGGGCCUGGGUGCCAGUGUCCCAGGGGCCUGCCAGAGGUCCCAGGUGCUAGCUGGGGGAAGACAGCAUGGGUGUCCUGGCUGUCUGCCCCUGCCCCUAGUUUCUUUUGUCUCCUUCCAGUCAUUUUCCACACCCUGGUGUCACCCCUGCCUGGUGGUUCGCACCAGCUUAGAGCAAGUAUUUGGUGUCCAGCAGGAGGGCCUUUUGGCUUUCCUUCCUUGUCUGUGUUGCUCUGUCUUCCCACAUUCAGCAGAGCUCUGUGUAUGUGUGUGUGUGUGUGUGUGUGUGUGUGUGUGUGUGUAGCUGGGGGAGCCACAGCCUCUCAGGAUUUGCAGACAAGCUCUGUCAUGUCCUGGGAGCCAGCCAACCUGCUGCCCCUGAGCACUGACCAGGCCAGGGCUGCCCCUGCCUUCUGCAAGGACCACGGUAUCUGUCGUGUUGUCCCUUUUUCUUCCCCUCUUCCCUUGUCCUCCCUUACAAGUACCUCCAGCGUAAACGUAAGCUCUUACUCUUUCCUGUUGCAGCCUUACUUUGUCUAAUUAUACUUGUCUCAGGACACACACACUGGCUAUGGGGCUCCCCAAUCCAGCUGGGGUUCACGAUGUGAAUAUCAGUUACCCACCUGACCUUGCCUUUGUUGCCCCUGAAAGGGACAUCAUUAUCCUUGAGGAAUCCAGGGCAAAGGCUAAGGCCUGAGUCAGACCUCCCACUCCUGAAGCCCAGCGCCCACUGCCAUGAACCCUGGGCCUGACUGGUCAGAAUUUGCUGCUGUCCUGUCGCAGAUGGAUGGAUGAAUGGUCAUUGGAUGUAUGAUGUCUUGCACAUACAUGUGCACACAAACUGCGUGAAAGCACUUUGGUGAACAUGACAGCCUGCGGCAGGAAUGUACAUGUAUCUGUGUGGACUGAAGUCUUUAUAUUUAGCAUGUGGAAAUAUUCAAAAGGAAAUGUUACGAAAGCAGUUAAAGCAAGGACCCGGCAACCUCUGGGUUCGGAAUCUCAAGAUGCGGGAAGGGCUGUGCUUGAAGGCCCAGUGACUCAGCUGUUGGGCCUUGUUUCAAUAAAGCACUGAUGAGCAAGUUAA
This is a messenger RNA of Cavia porcellus (domestic guinea pig), 3559 nucleotides long. It is a transcript of the gene Cdc25b, whose product is annotated as cell division cycle 25B. Gene Ontology annotation, biological process: positive regulation of G2/M transition of mitotic cell cycle; protein dephosphorylation; G2/M transition of mitotic cell cycle. Lineage: Eukaryota; Metazoa; Chordata; Mammalia; Rodentia; Caviidae. Gene Ontology annotation, molecular function: protein tyrosine phosphatase activity. The transcript has 14 exons. Gene Ontology annotation, cellular component: cytoplasm; nucleus. Bases 893 to 2440 code for a protein of 515 amino acids. The record is from RefSeq and is a predicted model, not a curated record.